AUGGAGCAGAAGAGUAGUAGUGGAGAUUGGGAGAAGAUGAAGAAGGAGAUCAACGAUCUGAUGACCGAAGGAAGAGACUAUGCUCACCAGCUCAAGUCUCAGCUCGGAUCGUCUUCAUCACAAGAAUCACGUGAACAUUUAGCCAAGAAGAUUCUCGAAUCUUACCACAAGUCUCUCACCAUUAUGAACUACUCCGGCGAACUCGACCCAGUACUUUCUCCGUAUACCAACAGUGGAGGAAGCCCCAAGAGCGAUGAUUCCGACCAAGAACCACGUAUCCUCAAGAGUUCGAAGAAGUCAAUGCCAAGGUGGACCCAAAAAGUCAGUAUUACCCCUGGAGUUGGGAUUGAUAGAGCGCUUGACGAUGGCUUCAGUUGGAGAAAGUACGGCCAGAAGGACAUCCUCGGAGCCAAAUUUCCGAGAGGAUACUACAGAUGCACGUACAGAAAAUCUCAAGGAUGUGAAGCAACCAAACAAGUCCAGAGAUGUGACGAAAAUCCGAUGCUCUUUGAGAUUAUUUACCGAGGUAUACAUUCUUGCUCCCAAGCCGCAAAUGUCGGUUCAACCAUUCCGGUACAGAUUCUUGAACCGAGACAGACGCAAGAACACGAGAAUCUUGAGAUCGUGAAAGAAAGUCUAGACACUGGUCAUCACAGCUACAAUCAUCAAGCACCUUUGCAUCAAACCCUUCACUAUCCUUUGUCCUCUUCCCCAAAUGUAGAGAGUAACAACGCCUAUAUGCUUCCACUAGUAGAUCACAACAAUGAAUUCUUCGGAUCUACGAGUUACAGUGAUCUAGGAGUUAAUGUCAACUACGAUUUCCUUGCUUCUCGCGAUGCUGGCUCGGCUUCUCACUCUACAUCAAACUCUCCGUCCACCGUCCUUUUGGAAUCUCCGUUUAAAAACUUUGAUCCAAAUCAUCCAUUCCGUGGUUUUGGAGAGUUCUAA
Molecule: messenger RNA, 948 nt
Organism: Microthlaspi erraticum
Lineage: Eukaryota; Viridiplantae; Streptophyta; Magnoliopsida; Brassicales; Brassicaceae
Source: the annotation of a GenBank genome assembly